Molecule: messenger RNA, 473 nt
Organism: Spinacia oleracea (spinach)
Lineage: Eukaryota; Viridiplantae; Streptophyta; Magnoliopsida; Caryophyllales; Amaranthaceae
Product: transcription factor bHLH25-like
Exons: 3
Coding region: 1-345 (114 amino acids)
Source: RefSeq, a predicted model, not a curated record
AUGGCGAGGGUGCACGAUAAGACUGCAAGCGGUGGUAGUAGUGGUGGUGGUGGUGGCGCUGAUGGCGGCGGUGGUGGUAGUGAUCGAUCACUACCGGCAAUCGAAGUUAAGACGGCAACCAACACGGUUCUCUUAAGAAUCUGCUGUGAUAAACAUAAUGGGUUAUUGACCAAGUUAUUCACUGAGUUGGAGAAGCAUCAUUAUUUGAGCAUUACUAAUUUAACCGUUAUACCAUUCUCGAGCUUCGCCUUAGAAGUUACCAUUGUGGCACAGAUGGAAGAUGGCUUCAACAGGAAUGUGAAUGAUUUUGUUACAAGUCUUCGAUCUGCCCUUCGAUCGCCCUGAAUAUGAAUCGAAACAAGAUGAUCAUUGUUCUUGGAUAGUUGGAUUGAACUUAUUAUGUUCAAAUUGUCAUUCCAAAUUAAACUUAUUAUGUGCGUGAACUUAAUUAUUAUUGUUAAUCUGAUUUAAGU